Messenger RNA from Diaporthe citri, 1401 nucleotides. RefSeq lists its product as uncharacterized. NCBI's taxonomy places the organism in Eukaryota, Fungi, Ascomycota, Sordariomycetes, Diaporthales, Diaporthaceae. The transcript has a single exon. Bases 1 to 1401 code for a protein of 466 amino acids. The record is from RefSeq and is a predicted model, not a curated record.
AUGAAGCAAUUCAAGGACGCCGUCUCAAAGAUUUCUUCGCAUAGUGCGGACAAAACCAAGACAGUGGCCGAGGAGAAUGACGCUCUUUGCAACGGCGAGGAGGACAUCAGCCCUGUCUGGACCACGGGACAAGAGUUCCAGUUCUACGUCCCUUGGCUGUGGGACAAAACCCCAGAGCCACCACCAGACAAACUGCACCCGAACAGACGGGUGGUCCGAAUACGUCGACCUACAGACCUUCCUGGGUUUACGGAAGAGUUCUGCGAGGACUGGAUCCAGGAGAGCGUCACUUCUGCAGUGAAAGAACUGGUCGACGAUAAGGAGCACUACUUCACUUGCACCGAGCGUCAACUGAAGCAGUGGCGCUAUGACCAGACAAAGGCAUGGAAGCACUUCAACAUAGUGCAGAGCAAGUGUGACCUCCCAGAAGUUACCGUUUCAGGCUUCGACGGCGUUCUUGCAGUCGAAAUGACCAUAGUCAUUAAAGAGGUGUCCAUCCACAGGGACCGGGACUCCUCCUGCCUCGAAUGGCUCACCCUACCGUCUCCGGGGAAGUGCAUCGAGAGGAUCAAGAACCAAGUUCGCAUACACCUGACCCCGGAGUGCAGUAUGCACAUCCACAUCCGGCCGCAGACCAUGCUCGAGUUCGACCUGCCGGCGUUCAAGAAGAUGGCUUCACUUCUCUGGCUCGCCGAGGAGCGACUUGACAAGCUCUACCAUCCGGCGCGCAAUAACCCGCACAGCCCUUUCCACCGCUCUCUCCGAUGUCACUCAAACUUGGCCCGGGACAGGAACCCUCACGUCACAGGUCUUCUGGACGAUCAUGCUGCCGUCUUGGGCAGUUUGAACUUUGAAAAUGCCGACAGAACCAAGUUAGCCACGAUAUGGCAGGCGUCUGACCACCACCAGCUGCGCGAGUUGCUCCGGGCCCAUGCAGCCGUCGGAAAACACGACUACCCUGCGUACAACUUCUUCAACUUGUUCAUGGCCUCCGAGAAGCAGACGAUUGAGUUCCGCAAGACGGAAUCAACGAUAGACGCACAGGUGAUUGACGCCUGGAUCGAGGUCUUCCUUCUCCUCACGGACUUCUGCAUGACCUGCUCGAUCACGGACUUCCAGCACAUAAUGGAGAACCUGGGAAGGUCCGACAAAGUUUACACCACCUGGCACUUGCUUCGAGAUAUCGGAUGCAAGAAUGCCACCGUUGAGGCACUGAAGCGGAAGUUCAUGCAACAGUGGCUUCCCGAGGAGCCGGUCUCUCGCAAUUCCUCGAGGGCCGCUACCAGCACGACCACCAGCAGCAGCAGAUCCACAACCAGGGCCCGCCUCCGGGAUGCUAUUCGUGAUGGCACCGAGAGGGUUGGGGGAAAGAUUGCUGGAGGGUACAGCUAUGGCCGCUGA